CGCCGCGGGACUACGGCUCCCAGAGCUCCCAGGGCGCUCCUCGGGGAGUCGGGGCGGAGCGAUCCGCUCGCCGGGCAUUGGCGCGGGAGGCGCUCGCAGGGAGAGGCAGCGCCGGGGGCGGUGCUCGGGCGGGAAGGCGCGGAGCGGGAGGUGCUGGAGCGGCGAGCGGGACAUGGCCGAGGCGGGGCCGCCGCCGCCGCCGCCCGCGGCGGUGCCCGAGGGAGCGCGCGGAGCCGAGCCCCAGAGGGUCCGCGGUGGGAGCGAAGGGUCGGUGCCGCCGGAGCUGCCCGGCGGCGACACACGGGAGCUGCUGGAGGAGGUGGAGCUGCAGAUCGGCGACGCCGCCUUCUCGCUGGCGAAGAUCCUGGAGGCGACGUCGGCCGUGUCGGCCCAGGUGGAGGAGCUGGCCACCAAGUGCUCGGAGAACGCCCGGUUCCUCAGGACGUGGCGGGACCUGCUGCGGGAGGGGUACGAGUCCCUGAAGCCCAGCGGGUGAGGCUGAGGCUGAGGCUGACCGAGCCACGCCGGGUCACUCCGAGCUGCCCGCCCGUAUCGAACUGCAGCGGGAGUUCUUUUAAAACACCUUCUUUAGGGAAUUCACGCGGAGUUUUGUUGUCCCUCAGCGGCUCCCCGUAAGCCUGGAUUUUUUUCAGAAAUACUUGAUGACUCGUGUGGAUGUCGUAUGUAAAGAAAACUUUGUUUAGGGAAUAAGUUUUGACUUCUAGACUCGUCAUUGCAGCUUAAGCGAUCUCAUACUCUCCCGCCUUUUUUUUUUUUUUUUUUCUGUGCUAACAUGGUAGAUGCAAAGGUACAUUCAGAACUCAUUACUUGUGGGGAAGUGAUGUCCUGUGAGGAGGUAUUGUCAGCCCUCCGUGUUAGGAGCUGUCACCAGCAGAAACCCUGCCAACUUCAGAGAAACUUGAACUCACUUUUUUUUUUCUAUGCACAAUUUUCUUCAUGUUGUGGAAUGGAUAAUAUGGCAAGUUGUGGCUUAUUUAUGAGCUUUAGAAAAAUCCUAUAUCCCAGACCUCACUAUUUUUAGCAAUAUUGUGAUGUCUGUCUAUCAAGCUGCAGAUUUUUUGCAAGAAGUUUUACUAUUGCAAACUAUUUUACAUUAUCUUUUAUUGUAAUAAAGUGCCUUAUGAUGGACCACAUAUCUCUGCAUGGUAGAAGUUUGACAGCAUUGUUUACUGACAGGAUGGAUUACUUUGAACUAUCAGGAAAAGCUUCCAUCAGUUAGAAAAGAAUCUGCAACAUGUAUUCUCCCACCGCUCAGGAAGCACCUCAGAGCUUUUUCAGUAUUUGGUCCUAUUUUUUUAUCUUUGCCUUAAGCAGUUUGUUAGCCUAGACCUUACUGUUAUCAGAACCUUUUGGUCUGAAAGAACACUAAUUGGUAACUGAAACUCCUGUGCCACGCAGGGCACUGUGGAAAAAAGUAAUGCUGAAGUACAAGGGCAGGCUGCAGGAUAAUAUGACUCUACCACGAUUCAUUAGUUGGCUUUAUUCUUACUGGUAGGAGUCUUAGAAAGACCAACUGUAGUUUACUUAUCAAAAUAAUAAAGAUGAUACCAAAAUUCUGAA
This is a messenger RNA of Empidonax traillii (willow flycatcher), 1581 nucleotides long. It is a transcript of the gene CUNH4orf46, whose product is annotated as chromosome unknown C4orf46 homolog. Bases 173 to 496 code for a protein of 107 amino acids. NCBI's taxonomy places the organism in Eukaryota, Metazoa, Chordata, Aves, Passeriformes, Tyrannidae. The record is from RefSeq and is a predicted model, not a curated record. The transcript is spliced from 2 exons.